AUGUCAUUGGGCGCAGCUCGAACGCGACUACGCGUGACCACAACACCAAGCCUACGGACGCGGGCCAAGAAUUCAUAUUCAACCAAGGGCUCUGACCCAGGCUUAGGCUUAUUCUCGAACUUGACGAGAUAUAUAAUGGUUGCCGGUGCGGUGGGUACACCAGGACUUUGGUGGUUGGUAAAUACGCGCGACGAUGCGACUCGCGACGAUGCGCCACAUUUUGAAAAUCCUCCGGCUGAGCACUGGAGCGUUGAGCCAGGUCCUUCUAAAGACCAAGUGACGCGUAUCAUAUCACAAGAGGCAUAUUCAUAUGCGGUCAGAAACGUUGCCGGCGUCAGCAGAUAUGAUGGUGCUCAGUUAGCUUCCAAUAGCCCGUGCGAGGACCAGUUCAUCCAUGGUAAACUUCCCUCACCAUGGAGAGGAGGCAGCCAAUGGAUGGCCUGGGGUGUCUUUGAUGGUCAUUCAGGCAUGCAAACAUCAGAAUUGCUAAAGAAGCAACUCCUGCCUUUCGUCCGAUACAGCUUGAGUCAAUUAAAGCCAACCUCAACCGAAAAUCUCGUACCAGAGGAGCUGGUGCAGCGCGCUAUUAUAAAGGGGUUUAUGAACCUCGAUGAUUCCAUUGUCAAAACAGCUCUGGGUACAUCUCAGAGCGAAGAAUCGUUGCAACAGAAAGUGAAAAAACUAACCCCCGCUUAUUCCGGCUCAUGCGCUUUGCUCUCCAUGUACGAUUCUAGCACAGGCAGAUUGCAUGUGGCGUGUACGGGCGAUUCGAGGGCGGUUUUGGGACAGCAAAGGCCAGACGGCAGGUGGGAAGCAAUGCCAUUGACAGUAGACCAGACUGGCAAAAACAAAGAAGAGAUUGCCAGGCUUCGCAAAGAACACCCCGGUGAAGAAGACAUGGUCAAAAAUGGACGGGUUCUAGGGAUUGCGGUUUCACGAGCCUUUGGUGGUGCCCAGUGGAAGUGGCCUAUUGAAUUCCAGAAGGAUGUGCAACGGAAAUUUUAUGGUCCUCCGCCACUGGUGCCAACAUACGAUAUUCGAACGCCACCCUAUCUGACGGCUGAACCAGUCGUGACAAGCAUCAAGAUCGACCCUGGGAAACCUUCUUUCCUGAUCAUGGCAACAGACGGCUUGUGGGAUAUGCUCUCCAGUCAGCAGGCAGUCGAUCUAACAGGGAAAUGGUUGGAGUCGGAAGCAACUGAGGAGAGGAACAGCAAAGUGCAGCCAACAUAUGAGCCCUUCGACUUCGGCCAAUUCUGGAGAGGAGUCAGCUGGAAGUUCGUGGAGGGGAGAACAACAGUCCAAGAUGACAAUGUCGCUGUCCAUCUGGUGCGUAAUUCACUAGGUGGAAACCAUCACGAGUUGAUAUCAGGCCGACUUGCCUUCAGCUAUCCAUCCUCCCGGCGUCUACGAGAUGAUACGACUGUGCAGGUGGUUUUCUUUAAUGUCCCAGAUUUGGAGAAAUAA
Messenger RNA from Penicillium salamii, 1467 nucleotides. NCBI's taxonomy places the organism in Eukaryota, Fungi, Ascomycota, Eurotiomycetes, Eurotiales, Aspergillaceae. The record is from the annotation of a GenBank genome assembly.